AUGAAGCAGAAGUUGGAUGAAGAGGGUAACAAGUGCAGCAUCCUUUCCAAGCAGGAGAAGUUCAACGAGCACUGCUGUAUCCGCUGCUGUUCCCCUUUCACAUUUCUCAUCAACAGCAAGCGACAGUGCCAAGACUGCAAGUACAACAUCUGCAAGAGCUGCAGUUCGUACCAGAAGAAGGAGAAGGCUUGGAUUUGCAGCGUCUGUCAGCAAGCAAGGCUCCUAAGGACCCAGUCCCUGGAUUGGUACUAUAAAAAUGUCAAAAGCCGCUUUAAGUGUUUUGGAAGUGCCAAAGUCCUGAAGAACUUAUACAAGAAGCAUAGACUGGAGAGCGGAGUUUGUCCUGAUGUAGUAGAAGGAGGUUUUUUUGAAGGAAGCUUUGAAAAUGAAGGAAGCGUUUGUGGCAGUGACUCUACAUUCUACCGACAGACAGAAGGACACAGCAUGAUGGAUACCCUUGCCGUGGCGUUACGUGUUGCAGAGGAAGCAGUGGAAGAAGCGAUUUCUAAGGCAGAGACCUACAGUGACAGCCUGGACAAGCAGAACGAGGCUUGUUACUUGCAGGAGCACAAGGAGGACCUCAUAGAAGAGCUGGCCACCACCAUCGUGCAGAAGAUUAUAAAGAAGCAGAAAAGCAAAAGUGAGCAGGCGGAGGCUGACUCGGAAUGGCCCCCAUCCCGGAGCAGCGGCCUGGCAUCCGUUGCUGUCUCAGAUCAGAGCAUGCUGACUUUUCCAGGGAGCCGCCGGGGCUCCUAUACGUUAUGGAGGUCUCAGUCUGCAUUCUCCCUGGCUAGUGAAGAUAUGCCCAGUAAAGGACUGGACCCUGCAUUGUCUGUGACUGAGGCUCUUUGGAGGCAGCAAAAAGGACACUUCAGGAAACAGAAGGAACGCAACCUCUCUGCAUUACCCAGCUGGAAAAGUGUGGACAGGCUAAAUGAAAUAAAUCCACCUUCUGUUUUCCAAAGCACUGAUGGAAACUGGGUUGCUUUGCAGAACGUCACUUUGCCUCGGCCUCGAAUGCUCGCCAAACCAAAGAGUCAAGUGUUUGAAGCUUUGGAGAAUGAAUCCAGUGUUGUGUCUGCCUAUGAUGAGAUGGGCUCAGACAGUGAGGAUGACUACAACUGGAACAUGGCCUUGAACAAACUGCAUCGGAGACCUCGGCAAUUACCAGACGAUUUCUAUUACACCCGUUCCCAGUAUGGUACUGAAUGGGUUUAUGGCAACGACCAGUACCAGGUAGUGACCUCCCCUUCCUCUGGGUUAUACACCAACACUGAGACACUGUUCUCUGAUUCGGAAACAUCUUCAGUAAACUCUUCCCAGGAAGCUAAAGGACCUAGCAAACUUCUUUGGUUACAAAGCAGAACUCAAAGCGAUAUGCCCAGAAUGGAAAAAACACAUUUCCACGGAGAACUGGAUGUAAACUUCAACCCGCAGGCAACCAGCUUGGAGUAUUUGGACAGCAGCGAGAGCGAAGAAGUCCGUUAUGGUUUAGAAAAGAGAUCAAGAAGGUGGAGGAAGAACAAAGUGAUCUCUGAAGAAUUAUGUGAAAGAAAAAAUCCCUCCUGCCCCGCAGCCAGACUGAGACUUGAUGUUCUUCUAAUUUCUUUGUAGGAUUUUGAUGAUUUAUCAGAAACAGAUGUAAGCAGUGAGGAUCAGCAUCAUAACAUCAAGCCUGACCUCACAGAAGAGGAGCUUAAAUCCAGGUUAUUUCAGCUCGCUGCUAAAAUGAGUGACAAGGAAACAUCAUCUGGUGAAGAACAAGAGUCAGAACCUCGAACAGACCCCGAAAACCAAAAGGAGAGCUUGUCUUCAGAGGAAAACGGCAGAAGUAUUCAGGAAGAGUUAAAGAAGAAGUACUCUGCUGUCUCUCUCUGCAACAUAUCUACAGAGGUCCUGAAAGUCAUCAACGCCACGGAAGAACUGAUAGCAGAAUCCACCAGUCCCUGUGAUUUCCCAGCGGAUGUUCAGGACAGAGGAAGAGGGACGUUCCCACUGGGGACGGACCCUGUCAGGCUCGAUGAGCAGCUCACCACGCUGGAAGAAAAUGUGUACCUGACCGCCAGCACGGUAUACGGGCUGGAGGGGCAGCUGACCAACCUGGAGGACGCCGCUCGCAAGAUCAACAGCGUGACGGCAGAAUCUGAGCUGGCCGAUCUGGAGGAUCAGGUGGCCACUGCAGCUGCCCAGGUUCAUCAUGCAGAGCUCCAGAUUUCCGAUAUUGAGAGCAGAAUAUCAGCUCUCACUGUUGCAGGCUUGAACGUGGCUCCAUGUGUUCACCUGACACGGAAACGGGAUCAAAAACAAAUGAACCAGAUGCAUACAAUAGACACGUCAAGGCAGCAGAGGAGAAAACUUCCAGCUCCACCGACAAAAGGUGAAAAAAUAGAUGGAUCUCCAGUUACCACUGUCAGAACGUUUAACAGAAACUUCAUGCUUCAAGGAUCUCUAACACAAAGAACAAAAGAGAGGAAAAGCACUGCCAAGGACUUAAUGGAACCUGCUCUAGGAUCUGCUGUGAUGUACUAA
Pterocles gutturalis (yellow-throated sandgrouse) is the source of this 2529-nucleotide messenger RNA. RefSeq names its product myosin VIIA and Rab interacting protein (gene MYRIP). The transcript has 16 exons. Gene Ontology annotation, molecular function: actin binding; myosin binding. The record is from RefSeq and is a predicted model, not a curated record. Gene Ontology annotation, cellular component: cortical actin cytoskeleton. Lineage: Eukaryota; Metazoa; Chordata; Aves; Pterocliformes; Pteroclidae.